GAGAGAGGGGUUUUGACAUGCGUUGGCUGUGAGUGACAUUGCUGCCCAACAGUAGGUGGUAACCGGAGCAGCCUUGUGUACUGCUGGGUUCGGGUGUGUUCGUGUGUGUGUGAGUGUGUGUCGGAUUCGGAGCAACUGAUCUGGGGUGUGUGUUUCAGGGCGAGGACUACAGUAUAGGAGCUGAGAGCUGCUCUGGGUGUGUAUGUUAAGGGUGAGCAUUAAGAGCUCAUCUUAUGUAUGUGUGAGUGUUUCUGAGUGUGUGUGUGUGAGUGUGUGUGUGUUUGAGGGGCCUGGCUAGCAGUGGUGAUUUGAUCUAGUGUGUGUUGCAGAGAGGCUUGUUGAGGAGUAGAGUACUAGCUGGGCUGCUAAUGCUCCGUGAUCCAGGGGGGUCUUACAACCUCAACCCGACCAGGAGCCCCCCCUCAUGCUGCUGGAGGAUUGAAGCCCCCUCUCUCCAGAAGUCCCCUCAUGCCACAGCUGAUUAAUUAGUGGAAGAUUGUGCUGGUGGAGCACUGUCUGGAGUAUUACGAUGGGGGGAAGACAAAGAUCGCAGAUGGUUGAUCCGGAACAUUCAGAGACGCUGAACAAGGACCCAUACAAGGCCCUUAUAUUUAUAUGAGAAAUACGUACAUUAACCCUGGAGCUGAAAUAGUACUCAUACAGCACAUGACCACUUAGGAGGUGAGACCUUCAGAUGACUACUACCUGUAUCAGUAUUGGCCCUAACCACAUUAACUUUGGCAUUUGAACAUUGAUGCCAAGAGGGACCUUCACAUGAAUAGCACCUGUACUUAAGACGUCCAAACACCGACACCCUUGGGACUUGUAUCUCAAGAUAAGAAGAACAAGAGUUGUGGAUAUUGCCUUCAUGCCCAUAGGAUCAUGAUCAGGCAUAAAACCUGGAGGUUAUAGUUUGAUGCCCUAUGUACAGUCAAUGAUAUCAGCUGGAGGUGAUACAGUAGUCCCUGUGUGAAUGUCAAGCCAGCCCUACCCAUCGUAAGGAGUCCCGCAGGGAUAUACCGUGUCAACGAUGCGGCGGUCGCAGUUCCCUUCGCGGGCCGUGCCAGAGAGGGUCCUCAUGACUGAACCAGAACUGGAGCCGGGUCCGGCCACCGGGCCACCCAUCUUCCUGCGGAAGCUGAAACGGGCUGCCGUGGCAACAGGGUGUGACGUCCGUCUGCGCGUGUCGGUGGGGGGGAAUCCGGAACCCUCGCUGCAGUGGUACCAUGGCGAGACGCGGUUGCCUAGCGACGAGAGGGAUGCCGGGGGACUGUGGAUACGGGACUGCCAACCGAGUGACGGAGGGCUUUAUACCUGCGUGGCAACCAACAUACACGGGGAGGCAAGGAGCAGCGCUGUGCUGGCAGUACUGGACCUCGGAGAUGACUCAGAGAACACUGAGGAUGAGGCGGGGGAGUCUCAGGUCCCCAUGGAGACCAAGGAGAGGGCCAAAGGAGGACACGGACACACAGGAAACAAAAUGGGUGACCGAUCGAAGGUGGACCCCUAUGGCCAGAGGGACCCCCGGGGACAUAUCCAGAGCCAGGAGCAGGUGGUGGGGAGGGAGGUGCUCCCGCUGGGCUCCAGGCCCCCCCACCUGUCCGACCACGCGCACCCCGGCAGGACUCAAGUGGACUCACAAACAAAGGCCCUGACCCCCAGUGUCCAGUCUUCACUGGACAAAACCCAAAAGAGCUCUACCCCGACUUCACCCAUAGGUGGCGCUACAGAGCCUGGACCUGAGGCAGCGCUACCCAGCAGCAGUAGUGGUGUCCAAACACAACAGAAGAAGCCAGGAGGCUCUCCUGGGACCAAGAGGGAGGAGGUGAAUGGUAAGACUGCCAAAGCGUCCAAAGCAUCAUCUGUGUCGUCUCAGUGCAGUGACCCACCGGAUAGAGACACCGCGCUACCGGGCCAGACACCUAAGCUCGCCCGAGCGGGAUCCCGCAUAUUCGACAAAGUCCGCGCCUUCGAGGAGAGGAGGAAUAGCGUGGACCCCGUCCCAAGGGGCUCAACAUCAGCUCGCUCCUGGGCCGGUUUCGGCCGUGCUGCAUCCGUCGACUCGGACGAGCGAGGCAAACACGGAGGCGCCACGCCAAAAGACAAGACGAUGUCGGACGUGGCGGCUAAGAGGUCCUUCUUCAAGCAGAAGGCCUCGUCGCUGGAGGAAGGUAGCAGCGGCGGCGGCCAUAGCAGCUAUGCGCAAAAGGUGCAGAAUUUCCAAAACAAGUUCACAGAGGAGCUCCACCGCAUCAAAAGGCUGGUGGGGGGAAAGCAGGGCAUGAAGAAGGCCAUGUCCACUGAGCAGCUGACCCAGACUGAUAUGCUGUCCCCCUCCCUACACAAGCUGGAGCCCAUACCCCCUGAAGUUGUCCAGAAACUCCAGGGUCUGGAGACGAAGCCGGAGACAAAAGCUGUUGAGUUUGAGAAAAAAGAACAGUCGCCUGUUCUGAACACAGCGAGGACACAGAACAGUCUGAAGGGGGGAGAAGAAGAGAAGUCGAAGACUUUGAAGGCCGCAAAUCUAGCAGCCUCCGAAGGACCCAAGACACAGCCUGCGAAGAACUCAGAUCUGGCAUCCGCAGCCGAGCAGAAGAUGCAGGCUGGCAGAGACACACUUGUCACAAAACCAGAGACAGAUGGCGCCAGCAGCGCCAAGACACGGAUACUUCCGACAAUCAAGUUGCCUGGCCAGUGCUCUCCUCGACUACCACGCAAAAGCCCCACCAGGCAGUCUCCUACCACCCCACCAUCCACUCCUCAGACCCCCCAGGAGAUAACACCUAGGAACUGCCCCACAAGCCCCCCAUCUGUCCUCCAGACCCCCCAAGAAACAACGCAAACCAACCAGGAGGCUGAGCAGCCAAUUCCCAAGAAAGAGCGAAAGUCCACAAGUCCUCAUUUGGAAAGGGCAUCUCCAACAAAGGCCGUGGCACCUCCAAAACCCCCAAGGCUGGGCACUGCAGGGCCUGUUCAAAUAUCACAGCAGGCGAAAAGAGGGCCUUCUCCCGGUCUGAAACUCACCAUCCCUACUAUUGUUGUUGGGGAUAAAUUGAUGGAGGAGGACGAGGAGGAGGAAGGAGAGAAGAUGGAAUGUGAUGAAAAGAGGACGAGAAAGCCGGGAAGGAGAACGAAGAGUGAGAGGAGGAAAAAGCAUCGUCCAACAUCUCCUGAGCAAGAUGACUCGUCAGAUGACUCGUACAUGUCAGCUGAAGAGGAGGGGGAGAUGAAGGGGAAGAUGAGGGAGGAGGAGAGGGGGAAAGAGGGGAUGAUGGAGACGGAGACGGGGAGGGGUGGAGCGCCCCACUUCCAGUCCCCGCUGAGGGAUGCGGAGGCCUGCGCUGGGGACACAGUCACUCUCACCUGCGUCAUCGCUGGAAGCCCACUCCCACGAGUGAGGUGGCAAAAGGGGGAGACUGAGAUCCAAGACGGCCCCACACACACUCUGCGAGCGGAGGGGACGAAACACACUCUCACCAUCACACAGAUGGCCCCCAGUGACGCGGGGACGUACCGUCUGACGGCCACCAACAACACGGGCCAGGCCCAGUCCUCAGCCACCCUCUUCAUACGCGCAGAGCCAGUCCAGGUGCCUCAUGGGAAACUGAGUCUUCCUCUGGAGCCUCUGGGUAGCCCCGCCCCCUCUGAUGAGGAGUACCUGAGUCCCCUAGAGGAGGCGGUGGAGAUGGACAUUUCCUGGUCCAGGAGAACAGAGGCGUCACCCUUCAAAGAGCCACCCUCAUUCCAGGUGUCCCCAGCUGACCAGGCCGUCACAGAGGGUCAAGAGGUGACCAUGGCAGUCCAGGUGUGUGGGCAGCCCAAGCCCAUGGUCUACUGGUUGAGAGACAGAGUGGCUGUGAAGACCGACAGCCGCCAUGUUGUGCAGGAACUUCCUGAUGGUAAAUUCGAGAUGAAGAUCAAGUCAGCGCUGAAGUCGGACGGUGGAGUCUACACCUGCAAGAUCAUCAACGAGUACGGCGUGAAGCAGGCCGACUGCAAACUGGAAGUUUCCGCUCUCGUGGCCACGCCAGUACUAGCCGUCACCACCCCCCUGACAGAUGUCUCAGUGAGGGCUGGAGAUACUGCCAUCUUCGAGUGUCACAUGACCGGGCCACAGGAAGUGGAUGUUGAUUGGCUGGCCAAUGGGAAGUUGAUCCAGCCUGCACUGCUGGACUGCAAGAUGCAGUUUGAUGGGAAGAGGUGUCGCCUCCUCAUGCACGCCGUUCAUGAGGACGACAGCGGCACUUACACUUGCAAACUCAGCUCUGCCAAAGAGGAGCUGGUGAGUACUGCCCGCCUAAAGGUUACCCCGUCCAGGGAGCCGCUCUUCACACGCAAGCUGGAGGUGCUCGAGGUCACCGAAGGUCGCAGCGCUCGCUUCGACUGCAAGAUCAGCGGCUCACCGACCCCACAGGUCACCUGGAGCCACCUGGAGAGUCCUCUUGAGGAGAGUGACAAUAUCCACUUCCUGUGUGAGGGCGGGCGCCACUCCCUCCUCAUCUCCCAGGUAACGCAGGAGCACGAGGGCUUCUACUCGGCCACAGCCCAUAAUCCUCAUGGAGACGCAGAGUGUUCCGCAGAGCUCUACGUGCAGGAGCCACGACCAGCCAUCUCCUCACACAUGGCUAAGUUGGAGAAGAUGCCAUCCAUCCCAGAAGAGCCGGAAGUGCUGGACCCGGAGGUGGAGAGGAGGACCAUGCCUGACUUCCUCAGCCCCCUGCAGGACGUGGAGGUGGUGGAGGGCAAGGAGGCGGUGCUGAAGUGCCGGGUGCUGGGCAUGCCCUACCCCACCAUCACCUGGUACCACAACGGCACCAAGAUCGACAGCACGGACGACCGCAAGAUGACACAGUACAGGGAUGUCCACAGUCUGGUGAUCCGCUCUGUAUGUCACGCACACAGUGGCGUCUACAAGAGUGUCAUCUCCAACAAGGUCGGCAAGGCCGCCUGCUACGCCCACCUCUACGUCACAGAUAUCCUCCCAGAGCCCCCAGAUGGUGCCCCUGUCAUAGACUCCAUCACAGGCAGAACCAUCACCCUCAGCUGGAACCAGCCUAAGAACCUCGACCCAUCUCUUGAUCCCAGUUCUCUGCUCUAUGCCGUUCAGCAACAGGCACUGGGCUCGAUACAGUGGAACAUAAUAGCGUCUAACCUGCGGGAGACGACCUACACGGUCUCCUCUCUCUGUAAAGGGGCCCGCUACGCCUUCAGGGUCCUGGCCAGCACGGGACGAGCUUUCAGCAAACCAUCUCCACCAACCGACCUGGUGCAGCUCAUAGACAGAGGUCAGUACAUGCGUAAGGGGCCCGAGAUCUUGGAUAAGCCAGAGACUGUAUUCGCUGUAGAGAACCAGCCUGCUACCUUGACCGUCACCCUCAACCAUGUGCAGGCCACAGUCACCUGGAAGAGGAGGGGUGUGAUCCUGGUCCAUAAGCCGGGCAUGCAUGAGAUGAGCAUGCCAGAUGACGACCAGCAUACUCUGCGGCUGGCACGCGUGCGGCCAGGUGACAAUGGCCAGUACACAUGCAUCGUCAGCAACGCAUUCGGUAGCGACAUCUGCCACGUACAACUGGCUAUAUCAGAGCCUCCUGUGUUUGAGAGCAUCAUGGAGGACCUGGAUGUGUGUGUGGGAGAGACCACCAGGCUGGUGGUGGUAGUGGAUGGAAAACCAGACCCAGACAUCCUCUGGUACAAAGACAACGCCCUGCUGUCUGAGAGUAGCCACUUCACCUUUGUGUAUGACGACAGGGAGUGUUCUCUAGUGGUGCUGAACGCUCGAGAGGAGGAUUCCGGAGUCUAUACCUGUACCGCUAAGAACCUGGCUGGCUCCGUCAGCUGCAAGGCAGAACUCACCGUGCGCGUGGCCAAGGUGGUGAUAGAGGAGCCUAUGGAGGAUGAGGAGACCAUACUGAGGAGGAUGAGGAGGCUUACGGACUACUACGACAUACACAAGGAGAUCGGGAGGGGUGCCUUCUCCUACGUGAGGCGAGUGACUCUCAAAGCAGCCAAGAGGGACUACGCGGCCAAGCACAUCACGGCCAGAGGCAAGAGGAAAGAAGCAGCGCUACGCGAGAUGGCCCUGCUCUCUGAGCUCGACCACGACAGGAUCCUCUACUUCCACGACGCCUUCGAGAAGAAGAACAUGAUUGUGAUCAUCACAGAGCUGUGUCACGAGGAGCUUCUUGAAAGAAUAACAAAGAAGACGAGCAUAUUGGAGGGAGAGGUCCGUUCCACCAUCAGACAGCUACUGGAAGGCAUUGAUUACCUCCACUAUAACAACAUCAUUCAUCUUGACAUCAAGCCAGAGAACAUUCUGAUGGCCGAUCGCAACAGUGACCAGAUCCGCAUCUGUGACUUUGGCAACGCGGUGAAGCUGACGGAGGGAGAGCUGCAGUACUGCGCGUAUGGCACGCCGGAGUUUGUCGCUCCCGAGUUCGUCAGUCAAACGCCGGUCUCCAAGUCAACAGACAUCUGGCCCGUCGGAGUAAUCACCUACUUAUGCCUCACAGGAGUAUCGCCGUUUGCUGCAGAAAACGACCGCGAAACACUGCUUAACAUCAGGAACUACAAUGUAGCGUUUGAGGAGGGCAUGUUUGCUGAGCUGUGUCGGGAAGCCAAAGGAUUUGUCAUCAAGCUGCUGGUGUUGGACAGAUUGAGGCCAGACACGACAGAAUGCCUUCGACAUCCGUGGUUUAAGACUCUGACAAAGGGAAAGAGCAUCAGUACAGUGCUGCAUAAGCAGGUACAGGCCAGGAGGAAGUGGCAGAAAUCUCUGAUCAACUACAAGUCCAAGAUGGUGAUGAGGGCCAUUCCAGAGUUGCUGGACGACUCCGCCAAGCACACGUCCAUCGCUGUGUCCAAACACCUCAGAGGCAGCUCGCCUGCUGCAUCAUCCUCCUCCGACUCGGACGAGGACAUCGAUGAGCUGCCCUUCAUCCCCAUGCCCCUCAACAUGGUCUUCUCUGGCUCCCGGAUGUCCCUCAAUGAGAUCACAGGGGACGAAGAGGCCCCGGACAUUGCCACUCUCGUCAAAGCCAACAACCACAAUCGUGAGGAGGCAAUGGAGUGUGAUGCUGAAUCAGGGACUGGGAAAACGCAGGAGUCAGAUGAGGAGGUGAAGGAUGGCGGGGAGAAGACGAGGAAGCCUCUUCAGCGCGGCUCCAGCGUGGAGGAGGAAGAGGCGAGGAUCAAGUCCCGAAGGGCCACCAUGCGCAGGGGCAGCUCAGCCGACAGCGCCCUGCUACUCCACAUAUCACCUGAAGAGGGCGCUGAGACGACAGGAGAGGCAGAGGACAGCAGUGGCGUCAGCCUGAAGAAGGCUGUCUCCAUGGAGCUACCCAGGAGGACUCCGAGUCCCGGGCCGGGAAAACUGAGCCAGGAGGACUAUGCGCUGAAACUGGAGCUGAUGAGACAGAGGCUUCUGAGGGGAGGUACUGCAGACAAGAAGAUGAGCGGCCUACGAGGACCCCUGCUGGAGACUUUGGGGGUUGAUGACGAAAGGAGAACCUCAUCUCUGGACCGUAACUUGCGCAGGACAAGAAUGGGUGCAGGUGGAAUGACAAGGGCAGCUUCUACAGAGAACCCAGGAGAGGGGUCACCAAAAAUGAAGGUGUUUCGGAAGAGUGCUUCGUUUAGUGACCCCGAAUCGACGCCACUGCAUAGACGCUCAGGGGCUCCACUGGAGAUCCCCAACACCGGUCAUAUGGGAGACCAGAAGUUACAUGAAGCCAUGUCAAUGUCUGUCCUUGCUGAGCCCACAAAGGUAAAUUCCAGGUCUGAGUCUCCCACUGACAGUAAUCUUUCAACAUCCGUUUCAGAUAUCGUGGAACUGCAGGGCAAGAAGCAGGAAAUCAAGUGGAUUGUGGGAAAAGAGGAAAUGGAUGAUGAUGAGCAAGAUGAGACAACAGUCUCUGAAUUGUCCUCUCAAACUCCUGAAGAGGAUAGUGUAUCCUUGUCUUCACAGUCUGUUUUGAAGGACACCAUCUCGGUGGAUUCCUCUGUGCUCGGAGGUGAGAACAGCAGCAGGAGAGGGAGUAUGGUGGACAGAUCUGAGACGGUUUCCAUCUCAACUGAAUCAGAAUUGAAGAUGGAGGUGGAUUCUACUGCGUCAACUCCUACCGAGAAGAAAGGAUCUGCCUAUGCUGAAGUCAUGCAAACCAUCAUGGGACUACAGCCAAAUGGGAGACAAACCCCUUCAACAAAUGGGAGGACAACGCCUACUGCUCAACUCACCCACUCGAGAACUCGCUCAAACCCAGAGACUAUCCUUGCACCAGAACACCCUGCCGUUUUUGCCCGAGUUGCCACACUCUCUCCCCUCAGAACCGACAUCAAGGACAUUGACUCAGAGGAGGUGUUUGAAGCAAGAUUCAAGAAGCGGGAGUCUUCUCUCACACGGGGCCUGAAGAGGCUGACUAGAGCCAAAUCAGAGGAGAAGUCUCCCUCCAUGCCCAGAAAGUUGGGAGAGGAUAUCUACAGACCUGGACCCACUGGAGCUCCUCUGGAGCUAGUGGCCAGAGGCCUUCAGGAGAAGUCCAAGUCUGUGCAGGACCUGAGGGAGGGGGAUAAGGAGCUUGGCUUGAUCGGCAGGUUCUCCAUGCGAUCGAAGAAAUCUUCCCUCGUCACUAAGAAGGAAGAGAAACCAAAGGGAGAGUCACCGAAGGAUGAGGCCACUAGCAAGCGCAGGGUGUCCUGGGCUAUGGGUCGCAGCAAGUCCCUGGACAAGAAGGUGCUAGAGACGACAGAUCAAGAAUUGGAAGCAAAGAAGGAAAUGGCAGAUAAGGAAGACAAGAAGGUUGGCGAGUCACCCGUAUUGGCCAUGAGGAGAAGGUUUGAGUCCAAGGUCGCAGGCAUCUCAGAGAAGAUCCGCAGUAAAUCAGAAGAACGCAAGGAGCUCAAGACCCAGAAGGACGCAGAAAGAGCGGACGCAUCAGUGGAAGAAGGAAAACCAGACCAAAAGAAGAUCGGAGAGUCCCCGGUCUUGGCCAUGCGCAAGAAGUUCGAAGCCAAAGUCGCCGGCAUCUCCAUGAAAAUGCGCAGCCAGUCCGAGGACAGAGAACAGGAGACUGAGCCCAAACCGGAGGGCAAGAAAACCCCUCUUCUCUCGCGGCUACGCCACUCUCAGUCCGAGGGCACCAGCCUGAAGAAGAUGGACAUUCCAGAGAACCAGCUGGAGGAACAGACGGGCAAAUUCGGUGGCAACGAAUCAGUGGAGUCCACCAACAGCGCACAGGUGGACCUGAAAUCUACUCCUGAGACGGAUCGCCGCUCGCGGUGGGAUCGAUGGGGCCUGUCUCGCAGCAAGAGGGGCAAAAGCCCCGCCCAGGUCACUCCUGCGGCGCCUGUCUCCAAGGAAGAGGAAGCGAAGGGGAAGGAGUACACUCGCUCACCCUCAGACUAUCCUCCAGUGUUCCACAUAAAGCUGAAGGACCAUAUCCUACUGGAGGGAGACCCGGUCACCAUGAGCUGUCUGCCAGCUGCCAGCCCCUUUCCCAAAAUCACCUGGAUGAAGGAUAAGAGCCCCCUGGUGAUUGACGGCCGGAUGACAUUGAUGGGCAGUCCAGACGGCAGACAACACCUGAUGAUCCUCAACACUACCAGCAAGGACGCCGGACUGUACGAGUGUGUUGCCUCCAACCCACUAGCCACCUCUACCAGCUCAUGUACCAUCUCACUGGCCUGUGUCCCUAAGCGGCCUGGAACUCCAGAAGUUCCCCAGACGUACAAGAACACAGCUCUGGUCAUGUGGAAACCAGCCGACACCAAACCUCCCUGCACAUACUCACUGGAGCGCAGGACUGAGGGGGAGACCACCUGGCUGAUUGUGAGCACUGGGCUGGUGGACUGCUACCAUAACGCCACAGAGCUGCCCGUGGGGAGCACCCUGCGCUUCAGGGUGGCCUGCGUCAACAAGGCGGGACAGGGACCCUACAGCAACAUCUCCGAUAAAGUGGCCGUGAACACCACAGGGAGUGAGCUCUCCAGACCAGCGAUGGGAAAGGCCAGCUCUCCUCCUCCUCCUGCCUCUCCUCCUCCAUCAUCUGAUGCUGCCAUGGCAACCGCCUCCUCUGCGGUCCAACACAGUAAAUCUGUACCCACCGUGUGCCUCCCUCCUGCUGCUGCCGCAUCCCCACCACCAACACUGCCAAAGCCACAGGCACAGGCCAGGGCUAUCACCCCCGCACCCCUCCUGUCUGUUCACAUGCCCGGCCAGGUCUACCAAAGGUCUACCUCUGCACCCCUCACCACCACUCCUGAAGUUCCUUUGGCCCCCUCAAAAACCUCCUCCAAAGUCCCCGUCACUCCCUCCCCUGCCCCUGUCCCCACCUCUAUUGUCCCCGUCACCCCUUCCAGUCCCCCUGCAACUGUCCCCGCAGUCACCAGAACCCCCCGCGUGUGGCCCCCGCGCAGCCGGGCCGAGGCCCAAUCACCGCAGCCUGACCCACCUCUGGGCCAGAGACAGACAACUGCUUCAGCUGUUCAGACAAUAAUCAAGUCCAUACCUCCUCUGGUCGCACCCAAACCCACCAGUCCUGUGAACAUAGUGCCGCCCAUCACCCAGAUGACCCCGCCAGUGCCCAGUGUGAGCUGUCAAUCACCCCACACAGCUGCUCCCGCCCUCACCGGCCUCACUUCCUCUUCCUCCUCUCCCUCCACCUCCUCUCCCUCUGUCCCCGUCCCGUUACCCGGCAGGGUGAUGUCUCCUGUGCCCUCUUACCCACCUCCCUCCGCAACCUCCCCAGUGCCCUUCCCAAGCGCUCCCAUGCCCCCCUCCCACCUACCCCUCUCUACCGCCCGCGUGGCACCCACUCCCAUCUCUCCCGUAGUGCUGGUGAGCAGUAUGAGUCCCAUCGGCGAGGGGGCGACAUCCCCCACCCCUGGUAGUCCCGUCACGUCCCCGGGUGGGCACAGAGGCGCCCCAGUGAAGAGCGGCGAGGCCGGGCUGAGGCAGGGGGUACCCCAGAAACCCUACACCUUCUUGGAGGAGAAGAUCAGGGGUCGCUUCGGUGUGAUCCGCGAGUGUCGUGAGAACGCGACAGGUAAGAUGUUCAUGGCCAAGAUCGUCUCGUACGAGCCGGAGACCAAGCAGCAGGCGGUGGCGGAGUACCACACGCUCAAGUCGCUCCACAACGAGAGGAUCAUGGCCCUGCACGAGGCCUACGUCACCCCCAGAUACCUCGUACUGAUCACUGAGAACUGUGCCGGGAAGGAGCUACUGUACAGCCUCAGUGACAGGUUCCGCUACUCUGAGGAUGACGUGGUGCAGUACUUGGUGGGUGUGCUGCAGGGUCUUGAGUACCUCCACAGUCGCCGCUACCUGCACCUGGACAUCAAGCCCGACAACGUCAUGGUGACGCCGCUCAACACCGUGAAGCUCGUCGAUCUGGGCAGUGCUCAGAGCUUCAACCCCCUGCAGCUGAGGAGUUACAGCAGAGACCUGGCAACGUUAGAAUACUCUGCUCCAGAGCUGUUGAAGGGGGAUGUGGUGGGCCCUCCGGUUGACAUGUGGGGAGUGGGAGUACUCGUCUACAUCAUGCUGAGUGGAAGACUACCAUUCCAGGAUAAGGACCCCACACUUACUGAGUCCAAAAUAGUAGCGGCCAAGUUUGACGCCACUAAGCUGUACCCUAACGUAUCCCAGACUGCCUCUGGCUUCCUGAAGAAGGCUCUCCAUGGAUACCCCUGGUCUCGUCCGUCCAUGAAGGACUGCUUCUCCCACAUGUGGCUGCAGGACUCAUACCUGAUGAAGCUGCGCAGGCAGACCCUGACCUUCACCACGGCCCGGCUGAAGGAGCACCUCGGGGAGCAGCAGAGGAGACGCACCGAGAACACCACCAAACACAAGAUCAUGCUGAGAGCCUACCAGAGCACUGCUCAGUGACACUCGCGCACACACACA
Messenger RNA from Engraulis encrasicolus (European anchovy), 11899 nucleotides. Its product is annotated as striated muscle preferentially expressed protein kinase-like. The record is from RefSeq and is a predicted model, not a curated record. Gene Ontology annotation, biological process: protein phosphorylation. The coding region runs from base 1031 to 11881 and encodes 3616 amino acids. The transcript is spliced from 42 exons. NCBI's taxonomy places the organism in Eukaryota, Metazoa, Chordata, Actinopteri, Clupeiformes, Engraulidae. Gene Ontology annotation, molecular function: protein binding; protein kinase activity; ATP binding.